UAUUACAUUUUUCCGCGUUUUUAGCAAAUGCUACUCGUUGUGGCAAGUGUUUAUUGAUGCUGCAAGUGCGCCUGCUGAAAUUAUCACAACUUGUAUCGACUACAAAACGUCUACGACAUUUUUAUUCCAACAUGGACUGCUCAGAGCUCCUGCCACCAGCAUCUGUGCGUGGCAUGACCGAAUUAAAACGUGAAGAGUUCAAGAAAAGCGUAAAAAUACCGCGCCUACACGUGCCCGAGUCAAAGGCUCAGCAUGUAAUGCCAUUGGUGAAGAAGUUGUUGCUUAAAAUGGAGCAACUGCGACCAGUACGUGCUGUUGAGAGUGCACGCGAGAUACUGUUGCAUCCGUUGCCUGUGAAGAGCUGGCAGUCAUUGCCAACUGAAGAACUGGAGAAAACAACAACUGACAGGAAAACUUUUCCCAUGUAUCAAUUAGAGUUGCAGUAUGAGAAUUGGAGUGCACAAGAGAUAUUAAAAAGUGUACUGCCUGUUGGUGAGGAGGGGCUCAGCUCAUACUCGCGCAUUGGGCACAUAGUGCAUUUAAAUUUGCGUGACCAUCUGGUGCCUUACAAAGCACUAAUUGGUCAAGUGCUUCUGGAUAAGCUGCCCAACUGUCGCACAGUGGUCAACAAGGCGGCCAAUAUAGAUAACACAUACCGCAACUUUCAGCUGGAACUAAUUUGCGGUGAGCCGCAGUAUCAGGUGGAAACCAAGGAGCAUGGCGUAACUUUUGAGUUUGACUUCUCCCAGGUUUACUGGAAUCCACGCUUGUCCACGGAGCACGAGCGUAUUGUGCAGUUGCUGCAGCCCGGUGAUGUGCUCUAUGAUGUAUUCGCUGGCGUCGGACCUUUCAGUGUGCCUGCUGCCAAGAAACGUUGCCAUGUGCUGGCUAAUGAUCUUAAUCCCACGAGCUAUCAUUGGCUACAGCACAAUGCCAAGCGAAAUAAGUGCCUGAGUUACAUACAAAUGUAUAACAAGGACGGACGUGAUUUUAUACUGAAGGAAUUACGUGAGAAUUUGCUUGAACGCUGGCGUGCACCCACAGAUCAUCCUUAUAAGCUACAUGUGACCAUGAAUCUUCCUGCCAUGGCAGUAGAGUUUCUAGAUGCAUUUCGAGCUCUUUAUACUUCAGAGCAGUUGGCUGACCUCAACUUGAAUCUGCCUUUAGUUCAUGUCUAUUCAUUUGCCAAGGGCGAAAAUACCAAGGCCUUGGUACAAGAGUUGGUGGAGUCCAAUCUGGGCGCAAGCUUGACACAAGAGCUGGAAGGCAUAAGCUUUGUGCGCAAUGUGGCACCUAAUAAGGACAUGUAUAGAGUGUCCUUUAGGCUAACCAAGGAGCUCCUAACCACGCCCAAACAGGCGACACGAAAGCGCUGCUUGGAGGAAGAGCUUGUUGAGAAGCAGCUGACCAACAAAGUGAAAUGUGUUUAACAAAGUUAAAAAUAAAUUUUUCGUACAAUAUGUUAACAAUUGUGUU
Drosophila busckii is the source of this 1476-nucleotide messenger RNA. RefSeq names its product tRNA (guanine(37)-N1)-methyltransferase. The record is from RefSeq and is a predicted model, not a curated record. NCBI's taxonomy places the organism in Eukaryota, Metazoa, Arthropoda, Insecta, Diptera, Drosophilidae. Gene Ontology annotation, cellular component: mitochondrial matrix; cytoplasm. Gene Ontology annotation, biological process: mitochondrial tRNA methylation; tRNA N1-guanine methylation.